This is a messenger RNA of Cinclus cinclus, 2422 nucleotides long. It is a transcript of the gene TTLL11, whose product is annotated as tubulin tyrosine ligase like 11. Gene Ontology annotation, biological process: microtubule cytoskeleton organization; protein polyglutamylation. The coding region runs from base 1 to 1995 and encodes 664 amino acids. The record is from RefSeq and is a predicted model, not a curated record. Gene Ontology annotation, cellular component: cilium. The transcript has 9 exons. Gene Ontology annotation, molecular function: tubulin binding; tubulin-glutamic acid ligase activity. Lineage: Eukaryota; Metazoa; Chordata; Aves; Passeriformes; Cinclidae.
AUGGAGCCGGCCGGGCUGGAACCGGAGGAGAUAGAGCCGGCCCGCGAGGCGGAGGAGCCUCCGGGGUGCCCGGCCCUGCCCGCUGAGGCCCCUCAGGACAGCCCGCCAGCCGCGGCUCCCCCGGGGGAAGGGGCGCUGCCCAGCGCGCCCAGCCGGGAGCAGGAGCGGAGCCGGCGCGGAGCCGGCGCGCAGGGCUCGGCCGGGCGGGCGGCCCGGGGCAGGGCCCGGCGGGCCUCGGGCCGCCGCAGCGGGGGCGAGAACGCUCGGCGGCCCGGGGUCACGGUGGACAGCUCCAAGGCCAAGACCUCCCUGGAGGCCCUGAAAAUCAGCCUGCGGCAACUCCGCUGGAAGGAGUUUCCGUUCGGCCGCCGCUUGCCGUGUGACAUCUAUUGGCACGGGGUGUCAUUUCAUGAUAACAACAUCUUCUCAGGGCAAGUCAACAAGUUUCCAGGCAUGAUGGAGACCGUUCGGAAAAUUACCCUGAGUCGGGCCAUGAGAAUAAUGCAAGAUCUGUUUCCUCUGGAAUACAACUUCUACCCUAGAUCCUGGAUUCUGCCAGAAGAACUGCCUCUCUUUGUGGCUGAGGUUCGUACGAUGAAAGACAACAAUCCAUCCUGGAAGCCCACGUUUAUUGUGAAGCCUGAUGGAGGCUGCCAGGGGGAUGGAAUCUACCUCAUCAAAGACCCAAGUGACAUCAGGCUGACAGGGAGCAUCCAGAGCCGGCCAGCUGUGGUCCAGGAGUACAUCUGCAAACCACUGCUCGUGGACAAACUGAAAUUUGAUAUUCGUCUCUAUGUCCUGCUGAAAUCCUUAGAACCCUUAGAGAUUUAUAUAGCCAAAGAUGGACUUUCUAGGUUUUGUACAGAGCCCUAUCAAGAGCCCACUCUCAAAAAUUUGCACCAGGUUUUUAUGCACUUAACCAACUAUUCACUAAAUAUCCAUAGUGGGAAUUUUAUCCAUUCUGACAGUGUAAACACUGGCAGCAAGAGGACUUUUUCAAGCAUUCUGUGCAGACUGUCUUCCAGAGGAGCUGAUGUCAAAAAGCUCUGGUCAGAUAUAAUUUCAUUGGUGAUUAAAACUAUUAUUGCACUGACACCAGAACUGAAAGUUUACUAUCAGUCUGACAUACCAGCAGGAAAGCCUGGGCCUACUUGCUUCCAGAUUUUAGGGUUUGACAUUCUCCUGAUGAAAAACUUGAAGCCCAUGUUACUGGAAGUAAAUGCAAACCCCAGCAUGAGAAUAGAACAUGAACAAGAGCUUUCUCCUGGAGUAUUUGAAAAUGUCCCAAGCCCUGUUGAUGAAGAAGUGAAAGUUGCUGUCAUCAGAGACACUCUGAGGCUGGUGGACCCUCAGAAAAAGAAGAGGAAAGAUGCUCAGUGCCAGAAUUCGGAGCAGGCGCCGGAGGCGAGCGAGGAGCUGCCGGACGCUGCCCCCGGCGCCGAGGCUGCUCUGCCCUCGCUGUGCCUCAAGCAGGUGUUCCCCAAGUACGCCAAGCAGUUCAGCUACCUGCGCCUCGUGGACAGGGUGGCCGCCCUGUUCAUCCGCUUCCUCGGGGUCAAAGGGACCACCAAGCUGGGGCCGACGGGAUUCCGCACCUUUAUAAGAAACUGCAAACUGAGUAACAGCAAUUUUUCAAUGGCUGCUGUAGAUAUUCUGUAUAUUGAUAUCACAAGGAGGUGGAACAGCAUGGGCAUUGAUCACAAGGAAUCAGGAAUGUGUCUGCAAGCCUUUGUGGAAGCCUUCUUCUGCCUGGCCCAGAAGAAAUACAAGUCUCUGCCGCUGCACGAGCAGGUGGCGUCGCUGAUCGAGCUGUGCGAGUGCCGCCUGGCCGCCCUGCACGGGAAGCGCCUGCUCUGGGGCUGCGGCCUGGGCCAGCGCCACGGGGCCCUGCCAGCCACGGCCACCGCCCCUCGGCCCCGCGGCCACCAAGUGCUCAGACUGCAGAAACCAUCACAGCUAAGGGCGCUCAUGUGCCGGGACAGAACUGGGAGUUAAUGCCCAGCCAGGUAUGUGAACUGCUGGAGGAGAGACUGGCGCCGCAAUCUCUUCAUUUCAGAGUGACAACUAUUUAUUUCAGCUGUAUUUUUUAUUUAUGCUUUUCAAAAAAGUCUACCGCAACCCCAUGUUUUCAAAUAAUGACCCUGGCAAUGACUAUUUCUUCACCUCUCUGUGGGAUUUAUGGUGCACAUCCUGUGACAAACUGAGCAUUCAUCCCGAGUGCAUGGAAGAGAAGGACCAAACCACAGGGAUGAUAACCAGCAUCGUGGAAUUGGCUGCACUGAGGCACACUCGUGUCACAGGAAUUAGAUUGCUUUGUGUGCACAGGAUGUGUCACAGAAACCAGGGAAGGAACUGCAGUCACAAAUACCAGACUGGAAAACUGAAAUCUGGAAUUAAACUUGUGGUCAGACUUCAGGCCUUG